UUCAAUCUAUUACAUAGAAAAUUAAAAUGCCUCCCAAAGUUAGUGGAAAAGCAGCAAAAAAGGCCGGCAAAGCUCAGAAGAACAUUGUUAAAGGAGAUAAAAAGAAAAAACGCAAGAGGAAGGAGAGCUAUGCCAUUUACAUCUACAAAGUUUUGAAGCAGGUCCAUCCCGACACUGGCAUCUCCUCCAAAGCCAUGACGAUUAUGAACAGCUUCGUCAACGAUAUUUUCGAGCGCAUUGCUGGAGAAUCUUCCCGCCUUGCUCACUAUAACAAGAGAUCUACCAUCACGAGCCGUGAAAUUCAAACGGCUGUGCGUUUACUAUUGCCGGGAGAAUUGGCCAAACACGCCGUGUCUGAGGGCACUAAAGCUGUGACCAAGUACACCAGCACUAAGUAGAUCGUUUCUCCUGGUUACUAUCGUUUACUCCUGAUACUAAAACGGCCCUUUUCAGGGCCACCAACUUGUUAAAGAGCUAGAAUAUGCUGCACUCUACUGUUAAGUCUAACCAUUUUUUGCUACGAUUUUGAUGAGACCAUUUCUCUUGGGACAGUGUCAUGGGCAGAUUGGACGAAAUGUUUUAAUUGGCGACAAUCUUACAACAAAUUAAAAUAUAAUGAGCUAAACAUGAUUCCUCAUUGACACUCGUCCUCGAUACUUACCUAACUCAUGUAGGUGUAUGUACUGUGGACCUUGUCCAAACUUAGAAGGGUAGUCUUAAGUUUAUGCAGUCAAUUAUUUUAAAAAAUUAGACUUAAUGUAGCACGAGUGGCACUCAGGUGGAAGAAUUCAUCCCAUGCAGGAUAAGAAACGGAGUCAGCUGUCGUAGAAAACCAUUGGUGGUGGCGGGGGGAAACUUAUUUUUGAAGGAGAUUCAAGGACAAUGAUUCACAAGAGAGUUCAAGAAUAGAGGCAGGGAACGAAAAUUUAGAAACAUAAAUAAUGUACGAAUGAUCGGUUACCAAAGGGCCAAGCAAGAAUUAAUAAAGAAUGUUGCAUAAUCGACUGACGACUGAAAUUGAGAACACUGCACCCCUAAUAAUUUUUUUCUGAAGCGUUCUUUCCUCUGUAAACUUCAAGCCUAUUUGAUGCCUAUGUGGGACACACUUCCAAAUAAGUCUAUCCAUAGAUGUUAUGGGUUGCAAAUCCCUUCAGAGUAAUCAUUGAUGUAGGCUUUCAUUUACUCAAUUUUCAAAGGAUCCUAACUUUGUUUUUUUGUGCAUAAUGUAACUGUUCGUUUAUUAAGAGCAUAAGGCUUGAAAUGUUAAAGCAUACCUAGUGGCAAUAUCAUAAAGCCGGAGAAGCACGUAUGCGUGUUUCAGUCGUUUACUUAAAGAGUUGACGUUAUUAACUGUCUGAAAAAUAUCUGAUUAAUUAAUGAAUUAGUACAAGGGAAAUGACUGAAAACCGAAAUUGUAAAUAGCUACAACCCCUAAGCAAUGUGGGGCAG
This is a messenger RNA of Daphnia magna, 1449 nucleotides long. Its product is annotated as histone H2B.1/H2B.2-like. The record is from RefSeq and is a predicted model, not a curated record. Gene Ontology annotation, molecular function: structural constituent of chromatin; DNA binding; protein heterodimerization activity. The transcript has a single exon. Gene Ontology annotation, cellular component: nucleosome. Bases 27 to 398 code for a protein of 123 amino acids. Lineage: Eukaryota; Metazoa; Arthropoda; Branchiopoda; Diplostraca; Daphniidae.